Diachasma alloeum is the source of this 1879-nucleotide messenger RNA. It is a transcript of the gene CCT7, whose product is annotated as T-complex protein 1 subunit eta. Bases 95 to 1723 code for a protein of 542 amino acids. Gene Ontology annotation, biological process: protein folding. Lineage: Eukaryota; Metazoa; Arthropoda; Insecta; Hymenoptera; Braconidae. Gene Ontology annotation, cellular component: chaperonin-containing T-complex. The transcript has 4 exons. The record is from RefSeq and is a predicted model, not a curated record. Gene Ontology annotation, molecular function: ATP binding; ATP hydrolysis activity; ATP-dependent protein folding chaperone.
CACACACAAGCAAAUGUUUCUCCGAGUCCAUGGCCCAGUGAUUCAAUCCCGAGUUUGCGGCGUUUCGUCUCGUUUCUGAUAUCGAAUUAAAAAAAUGCAACCACAAAUAAUUUUGUUGAAAGAGGGGACUGACUCGAGUCAGGGAAAGCCCCAGCUGAUAUCGAACAUAACUGCCUGCCAAAUGGUGGGUGAUUCCGUGAAGACGACUCUGGGUCCUCGUGGAAUGGACAAACUCAUCGUCGAUCAAAAUGGCAAGAGCACAAUCUCCAAUGAUGGUGCGACAAUUCUCAAGCUCCUCGAUAUCGUUCACCCAGCUGCGAAGACACUUGUGGACAUCGCCAAGUCGCAGGAUGCGGAGGUCGGUGAUGGAACCACCAGUGUCGUCCUAAUAGCAACCGAAUUUCUAAAGCAAAUGAAGCCAUUCGUGGAGGAAGGAGUCCACCCCCGUAUAAUCAUCAAAGCCUUCCGUCAGGCAAUGAAAAUAGCUCACGACAAGAUCCAACAAUUGAGUGUAAAAAUCGGUGACACUACACUGGCGGAGAAACGAAGUCUCCUCGAGAAGUGUGCAGCAACGGCGAUGAACUCAAAGCUCAUCCACCACCAGAAGGACUUCUUCAGCAAAAUGGUGGUUGACGCUGUGCUCCAACUCGACGAGCUCCUCCCCCUGAACAUGAUCGGCAUCAAGAAAGUAUCGGGUGGAGCCCUUGAGGACUCCCUCCUGGUCGCUGGAGUGGCAUUCAAGAAGACCUUCUCCUACGCUGGAUUCGAGAUGCAGCCGAAGAAGUAUUCCCCCUGCAAAAUCGCUCUGCUGAACAUCGAGUUGGAGCUGAAAGCGGAGAGAGAUAACGCAGAAGUCAGAGUUGACAACGUUGCCGAGUACCAGAAGGUGGUUGAUGCAGAGUGGCAGAUUCUCUACCAAAAACUGGAGAAGAUCCACAAGAUUGGAGCCAAUGUGGUGCUCUCAAAACUCCCCAUUGGAGACGUGGCGACCCAGUACUUUGCCGACAGAGACAUGUUCUGUGCUGGUCGAGUGCCAGAGGAGGACCUGAAGAGAACCAUGAAAGCCUGCGGUGGAGCUGUCAUCACCACUGUCAAUGACAUCACUGACUCAGUCCUGGGGAAAUGUGAGUCCUUCGAGGAGAAGCAGAUUGGAGGGGAGAGGUUCAAUUUCUUUGCUGGAUGCCCGAACGCCAAGACCUGCACUUUUGUUCUGCGUGGAGGGGCUGAACAGUUUUUGGAGGAAACUGAGAGAUCUCUGCACGAUGCUAUCAUGAUCGUCAGGAGGAUGAUUAAGAACGAUGCGGUUGUUGCUGGAGGUGGAGCCAUCGAGAUGGAAUUGUCGAAGACUCUGAGGGAUUAUUCUAGAACCAUUGCUGGGAAGGAGCAGCUCAUCAUUGGAGCUAUCGCGAGGGCUCUUGAGAUUAUUCCAAGGCAACUUUGUGAUAAUGCUGGCUUCGAUGCUACCAAUAUCCUCAACAAACUUAGACAGAAGCACCAUCAGGGAAAUUGUUGGUAUGGAGUUGAUAUCAACACUGAGGACAUUGCGGAUAACAUGGACGCCUGCGUCUGGGAACCAGCAAUUAUCAAGAUCAACGCACUGACAGCUGCUGGUGAAGCUGCCUGCCUGAUUCUCUCAGUCGACGAGACAAUCAAGAACCCAAGAAGUGGAGACGGCGGUGCUCCGCAGAUGCCUGUCGGUCGCGGCAUUGGGAGACCCAUGUAAUCCUCAUCCAUUCAUUCAUCUUACUCAUCGAUUAUUACUUGCUUGUUUAACCUAAUACUGCGUUUGCCGAAUUCCAUUCACAGUUCACAGAGGUAUUGAUCGCAAAUUUUCUGCAUUUCUCGCCGAUUUAAGAAAAUAAAACAUUUUAUAAUUGCA